Sungouiella intermedia is the source of this 522-nucleotide messenger RNA. The record is from the annotation of a GenBank genome assembly. NCBI's taxonomy places the organism in Eukaryota, Fungi, Ascomycota, Pichiomycetes, Serinales, Metschnikowiaceae.
AUGAGAAGAAGAGAAGAAGAGAAGAAGAGAAGAAGAGAAGAAGAGAAGAAGAGAAGAAGACAAUGUGGAGAAGAAGAUAUUGAUGGAGAGGAAUGUCUGAAAUUGAAGAACACCAAAUGGAAACUUCGAAAAUGUUCACAUUCAGGAAUCAAAAUUUUCGAAAUGAAAUGGAUCAUUUCAUCCUAUCCAGAUCUUUCAAUUCCCGGAUUUUCGAAAAAGAAGCAGAAUGAAAGUUGUUGUCUCAAAUUUCCUCCAUUGUCAAAAAUCAAUGAGGAAUAUCAAAAUUUGGAAAUUUCGCUUAAAAUGAACCCACGUCAAAUCGGGCCGAUCAGUGGAAUUUCAGCCACAUCAGUUAUUCUAUUUGGCAGCCAUCUGGAUUCAUUGGGCCCCAACUUUGUUCUUUGGUCCCAACUUUAUUCAUUAGCGCAAUUGUGUGCCAUGUCUGCUAUUACUUUACCCUUUUCGUCCAACUAUUUUGGUAUUCCCUCAUUGACAUCAGGUGGGACAUUGCGCAUCUGCUAA